Molecule: messenger RNA, 2210 nt
Organism: Blepharisma stoltei
Lineage: Eukaryota; Ciliophora; Heterotrichea; Heterotrichida; Blepharismidae
Source: the annotation of a GenBank genome assembly
AUGAAAAGAAUAACUAAGGCUGUCGAAACUCUUGAAAAACAUUUUAGUAUUUUAUCUUGUAUUUAUGCUGAGUUGUUAAAGCUUAGUUUUCAAUUAGAAAACCUUAAAAAACGAAAGCCAGAAUUCUUAUUUUCUUUACUUUAAUAAUGAUACAUUUCUUGCAGUUAAUAAUUAUGUAUAAUAAUAAACUUUUAAGAAAAUCGAAAAAACAAAUAAAAGAUAUUUUUAAAAAUUAAAAUAUAUUUUUUUAUUAAAAAAUUUAAUGAAAUAAUAAUAAUAAUAAAAGUAUGAACAUUUAUCAUUUAUAAGAUUAAAAGAUGAGAAGAAAUAGUGUUAUUUAACUUAUAUCAAAUAAAUUUAUAUGCAUUAUAAAAAACACCUAAAUUAAGAAUUCUAUAGUUUUUGUUCAUUAUUAAAUGAUGGAGAGAUAUAGGAGAAAUUGUUGAAAGAGAUUAUUUUCAAGAUUUAGCUUCUUUGCAUAGCUUAUUUGUAGAUGAACUCAAAAUCCCUACCUUCGAUAGCAAUUCUUCACAUAAACAAUUGCUAAAUAAGCUUCAGUAUUUUAUAAAUAAAUCAAAGCUUCAGUCAUACGCAGAUCCAAACAGUUUUAAUAGUACACUUUCUACGUUAAAUAGAGCACUUGAGGAGAAAAUUAAUCUUUUCAAAGAGUCAAAGGCAGGAAUUUUAGUUAUAAUAGAUUCAUUGACAAAAAAUGAAUCAGUUUUAGAUGAAUUUAGUUAUGAAACAAAAGAGCUACUAGCUCCCCCCCCCUCCGUGAGUGAAAAAAAACCAUUAGAAAAAUCGCUAUAUUUUUUGCCCAAAAACCCAUCCUCCGUGAGUGAACAAAAAUUUUUUUAUGGAAAAAAUUUUUGAUAUAUAAGUGAUAAUUAGCAUAAUGAAAUCUAGUGCUAAUUCUGUUUAAUUUUAAACAAAUUGCUUUUUAAAACAUAAAUUUUAUAAAUUAAAUUAAUAUCUGCUUUCCAAUUUUCGCGAAUUAGGAUUUUUUUAAAUUUCGAAAAAAAAAAUUUUUUAUAAAAAUUAUAUAUACAUUUUUUUAAAAAAAAAAAUUAACCCCCCUCGUGAGUGAACAAAAUUUUUUGUUCAUUCACUGAGGGGGGGAGUAAGACAUAAGAAUGAAACAAUUAUUUAUUAUCAUCAUAUUAAGGAAUUAAUUGAAAUAAAACCUGAAGCUCGAUCUCAAAAGCUAAAAGAGAUUGAUAAGCAAUUUAUAGUCCUACAAAAAUUACACUUAGCAACAAUUGCUACUUUUUCAAAGGAUGUAAAAAAAGUGCAGGAAAAUGAAGAAGAGAAAAAUGAAUGUAAACCAAUAGAAGAAGCUUCAAAUAAUGAAUUAAAAGAGCUAGAUGAAGAGACUGAAAAUAAUGAUAUGUGGUGUGUGAUUGAAGGAGAAGGAGGAAAAGACCAAAAAAGAAAAAAGAAGAUUCAAACUGAAGAUUAUAUCACUGAAAAAAUUGGUGAGCAAACAAUAGAAGAACUAAAAACAAAGUUAAAGCAGCCAAAAGGACCUGUUCUAUAUAAAGCUGUUGACCCAGAAACAGGAAAAGUUACAACAUCACAAGAUUAGAUUAGACGAGAUUAAAAGUUGGAAUUGGUAUUCGGGGUUUAUUUGAGCCCCUCUCCGCAUUUGCCGACUUCAGGCUCCUCGCCCUAGGCAAAGGUUUUCACUUACACCCUUUUCUGUCAACAUCACCAAAAAAUGGUGAAAUCGCUAUUUCUUGGGGAGACUCGUCCAGGUACUUCCUUGGACUACUCCUAGCGGUCGGCAUGAUCUAUUCGCGAAUGGGAGAUGAAAAAUAUUCCAAAUCCCCUUCUGAUCCCCAUUACCCUUCGCAUCCAGAAGUGUAGAAUUCUCUUUGCGGACCCUGGCUUCCUUGUCUAUAUUGCGGGCUAAAAAACCUAUAGGUGUCCCGACCAGUAAGAGAAAACCCACCCCGACACAAGUUCAAUAUCCCAGCUCUUUUCAACCCAAAAAACCCUGAGCAUAUGGAGAAGGACGGGUAAAUAAGUCGCUAUUUUAUUCGUGUGCAACAUCACAAGAAGAAAUCUAUAAACAAUCAACUAUCUCGGCUAUAGCACCUAAAGAAAUAAAUAUGAAUUUCGAUCCAGUUCCUCAUGUAUCUAUGAACAGUUUGAUGUCAGAACUCAAGCAAGCAUUUAAAGUAAAUAAAGAAAGCUUGCCUUCAAUCUAA